AACACAAGACCACAGCCCAAAGUCACCCACCCAAACCAUGGCAUCCAAGCUAAGCUUAAAGCUUGUCCUGAACCAGAACACAGGAGAGGUUUUAUUUGGAGAAGCUGGAAAAGAUUUCAUAGAUUUUCUCUUCAGCCUCCUAGCAUUGCCAAUUGGGUACGUUUCAAAGCUCCUCACAAAGCAACGCAUGGUGGGAUGCGCUGGAAGUCUCUAUGAUAGCUUUGAAAAUCUCACCGUUGAUUACAUGCAACCCAACUUUGAUAAAAAUACCAUCCUCAACCCCAAGACGUCUAUUCCGAUGAGCGGUCAGAAUCCUCCCCUUCUGUUGCAAGAUGGUGCUUCUUCCACCAAAUCAAAGUACUACUCAUGCGGCAGCUACUACAACUACAGCAAUCACUACUUCAUCACAGAUGUUAAGGACGCGGUGUGUGCAUCUUGCAACCAAAAAAUGGCUCAGGAGUUUGUCUAUGUUAGUCCUAAAGGUGUAGCAUCGGGAUCAGUCGGUGGAGGAGGGUGCGUUAGGGGUGUGGUGACUUACAUGGUGAUGGAUGAUUUAGCGGUGACGCCCAUGUCUACCAUAUCCAGCAUUUCUCUACUCAACAAGUACCAAGUCAAGGACGUAAGUGCACUCAAGGAGAAGGUUGUAGAAGUAGGCAUGGAUGAGGGUUUGGAUCUUUUAAGGGCUUCCUUGGAGUCGAAGACAGUACUCACUGACGUCUUUGGAGAGAAGCCGAGAGAAGUCAAAGAACUGACGUCUUUGGAGAGAAGCGGAGAGAAGUCGAAGAAAGCGCAGCCUAAUGAAUAA
Magnolia sinica is the source of this 805-nucleotide messenger RNA. RefSeq lists its product as uncharacterized. Lineage: Eukaryota; Viridiplantae; Streptophyta; Magnoliopsida; Magnoliales; Magnoliaceae. Bases 38 to 805 code for a protein of 255 amino acids. The transcript is spliced from 2 exons. The record is from RefSeq and is a predicted model, not a curated record.